This is a messenger RNA of Zychaea mexicana, 1341 nucleotides long. RefSeq lists its product as uncharacterized. The transcript has 4 exons. Lineage: Eukaryota; Fungi; Mucoromycota; Mucoromycetes; Mucorales; Lichtheimiaceae. The coding region runs from base 8 to 1339 and encodes 443 amino acids. The record is from RefSeq and is a predicted model, not a curated record.
AAAAUCUAUGCAGCAGCAGCAGGAGGAAUCUGUAAAAACCUCAACUUCGCCGCGUGCAUAUGAUAAUAAUCGUGAAACAAGCUCAAAACAAGAAGCAAUCAACCGAAACAUUGUUAAUUAUGCCUCUGUCGUCAAACGCAACACGCCCAAUAAUGCCGAAAUUACUAAGCGCAAAGCAACUAGUCUACCGGAUUAUUCACCCAGCACAAAACUUCAAAAACAAGAAACUAUUGUUUCGGACGACUCCACCGACAUGCCGUCGAAACCACGUGUUGAUCACCAGGAAAAGCUGUUUUUGCUACUACCGAGUACGGCUGCUAUCAAUGGCAAUAUUAAUAUGGAAUUCAAGACAAGAGCAGCUGAAAUAGAAGGGCGUGGAGAUGUCCCAAAAGAGCUAGCAUCGGAAUCCGACACGGGAAUGAAUCAGGAAUCAAGCCCAUGCCCCCGACUUUCGAGCAGAGCUGACAUACAAGGGGUACCUGAGCACAACGGGAACUUUGGGGCUCAGCACGGGGACGUUGACGCCAGUAAUGACGAUAAUGAUAAUGGCUCAGGAGGAGCAGUCAAGCGUACAACAAACAAUAGCAGCAUUAUUACGCCUUAUGCGGAAAUUGUACGACGAAACGCUGCAAGCAAGCACCCUUCUUUUCUGGGCAGUGGCGCUUUGACGCGCAUGCGAUCCAAGAUUCUGGCGGCAUAUGACCGACUUGACCAGCAGUUAGUGAAGCCAGCGCCAAUACCGUGGUUUGAAACGGGUGAUCCAUUAAUGCAACUUUACCGCAAAGAGAGAAAGCAAGCCAACGAGUAUGGAUAUAAGAUGAACAAGUACUUCAAGCUUUCGCAAAGAUGUUAUCACGAAAAAGAUUGGGAGAAUGCCAAGUAUUAUUCGGACGAAGGGCACUAUUACCGACAACGGAUGCAUGAGUUCCAUACUCGAGCUAGCCAUAGGAUAUUUCAACAGCGAAACCAGCAAGACGCACUGUUCAUUGAUCUUCAUGGGAUGCACGUAGAUGAAGCUAAGGCAAGCAUUGUCAGCUGGUUUCAGAACGAGCUAAAGGAUCACCGAGGCAUCGUAUACAUUGUGACGGGAACCGGCCAUCAUUCUCGGUCUGCUGCCACAUGUGGUAGUACAAGCAAUAACAAAGAAAGCAGGUUGAGGCCUGCUGCACAGAAUUUCUUGAAUAAUUUAUACAGGUGUGAAGAAACCAGUGUGUUAGGCGAUGACAAAGGAGGAGUGUUUGCCGUGUACCUGUGUCCCCAUCUUUAUUUGCCCAAUAUGCCUCUGUGUGUCUAUUGUAAAUUCUCCCCCACCGCCGCCGAUGGUGUGAUCCUAGAAUAAAG